GCAUUAUAAAGUAGUGAUAAGUUAUCGCUACUAAGCUCAGUCGGUGUUUGCCCGAGCCCCGCGGCGCGCGCGUCAGUCCGAGUGGGAACAAUCAUGCGCGGCGCCCCUCAUCACCAUGAGACCUCUAGCCAAACUAUUCUUUCUAACUUCCUUCCUCUUCAUAACACUGUUCCUAUACAUGUCUGUAAGAGACUUAAAAAACACGCAAUUACUAUUUGAAACGAAAAACAUCUUCAAUAUAGAAAAGAACUUAACAAGAUUAAAUUUUGUUGAAAAACUAAUAAAAAGUGACAAAAGUGAUAAAAAAAUCAAGUACAUUUUACAGUGGACUAAUCCGAAAAAUGUGCCUUUUGUGUAUAUGCUCGAGGGUAACAAAGUAUUCGUAGAGCGAAAGUGUGAAUAUACCAAUUGUUAUGUCACUAGUAACAAAAGUCUACUAGGGGACGUUAGUAAGUUCGAUGUCAUUGCGUUUUCGGGAACUGAAGUCGUUUACUGGCCUAUUGAAAACUUAAUACCUCCCAAGCGAUCUCCGCACCAGAAGUAUGCUUUUACUAACAUAGAGUCAGCUGAUAAUUACCCAUUCUGCUCCAACAAGUUGGAUAACUUCUUUAACUGGACAUGGACAUUUAGAUUAGACUCUGAAACUAAAUGGGGCUACAUAAUUGUCAGAGAUGCAAACAACAAUGUCAUUGGCCCUAAGAAAGAAAUGCAUUGGAUGAAGUUGCAAGACAUGGAUCCCGUGAGUGAAAAGCUAAGUGCACAGUUUAGGAAAAAAUCCAAAGCAGCAGCGUGGUUCGUGUCCAAUUGCUGGACAAGAAGUCGCCGGGAGAACUUCGCGAGUGACCUGCAAAAAGCCUUAAAGCCUUACGACUUAGAAGUAGAUAUUUACGGAACAUGUGGCCCGUACAAAUGCGGGCGCGACGACGAAGAAGCAUGUUUUCAGAUAAUAAAGCGUGACUAUUAUUUUUACCUGUCGUUUGAGAACUCAUUCAGUGAAGACUACGUGACUGAAAAACUUCUGUCUGCGUUGAAAUACAAUGCGAUACCUAUUGUUUAUGGAGGAGCCAAUUAUACUAGAUUUAUGCCAGACGGAAUAUACCUGAAUGCCAGAGAACUAGGUGCGGAAAAAUUAGCAAAGAAAAUGAAAUACCUUAUAGACCAUCCCGAUGAGUACAAGGAGUAUUUCCGAUGGAAAAACCAUUAUUCUUAUAGCAGAAGAAACGACUACGCAGAAACUGACGACUAUUGUGGUUUCUGUACGCUUCUUAAUAACGAAGAGAUGGUGAAAAAGAAGUCAGUAUACAAAAACUUCAAAGAGUGGUGGAAUGACCCACACCGUUGUUAAGAGGAAAGGGGCCGGCCAGUUCUCCAUACAAACGUAGCCCUCAUUUUUCUCUCAGGAUAUUAACAUUACAGGAAAUCUUUUAAUACAAUUUGAUGCAUGUAAUAUUACCUAACUAUAAGCUUUGCCCCUUAGUUAAUUUGCGCUCCUAAUUAUUAGAAUAAUCAAAAAAUUUAAAGGUCAAACGAUAGCUAAUGGUUGUUCUAGUGUGUAUUAGUUAUAUAUCGUACAACAUUUUAUAGUAUAUAUGGCAAUUAAAUUAACAACACAUUACGUAAUGUGCUUAUUAUAGUACCUGGUAUUGUAAUGUAGCACCAGAUAUACCGUGAAAAUAUUUCAUUGUGUCAAUAUCCAGGGAGUAAAAUAGCCGUCCAUUAUCCUCUUAAUGAUAUUUUUAUCUGGUAAGUGUAAAUAGGUGGAUCAAUUAUUUCUUGUUGUUAUUUUGCCCGCCAACUAGGAGAUAAUAGUAAUUAAUAAUUAUACAUAUAGUUUAUCUUGAGUAAAGCCCCUCUAGCUCUAAUUGGGUACACUAUAUUCAAUAAUAUUUAUUAAUAAGUAUAAAUGAUUAAGGAACAUGAACAGGAAUAUAAAAUUAAAACUAACUACAAUUAAAAUAGCUAAAACUAAAAAUUUAAAAAACCUAUCAAAAUUUGGUGCCCUCGGGAGGGUGCCCAACACACAGGCAGCGUUCCCGCGCUAGAUUGCGAUUGCAAUUCUCUGCGCGAUAAAGCUGCCCGCGCGGGGUCGCCCGUUGCCUCACUAUAUUUAUAUAUAGGAGUAAUUACUUAACUUAUCUUUAAUAAAAAUAGAAAAGUAAGCCCGUCGUGACCGCUACUCACUCAUGCACUGUUAGUGCUUGAAAAUGGAGACCCAGGCUCUCUGAAACAUGUCGCGCGAGUGGCUAGAAACACGUGAGAGAAACCGUUUAGAAAAGUAGAGUUUUUAGCAUGUUUUUAGAUCUAUUUAUUUGGUUAAGUAUUCAAUUGAAUAUCAAGAGGCAAGCAUAACUGCUGACAAAAGGUACUUUUUAUACAAUUUCCAUUUCGGGAGAAAACGGUUUCCACAAACUAAAUCUUAACAUAUCACUUUGAUUUGGAUGUCGAUCGUUUCAGCAUAAUAUAUUCAAGGUUUAUAAGUUUCGGUUUUAAAAUAUAUUUUUUUGUAUUGCAAAUUUUGAAAAACGGAAAACCUAGUUUUUUAUUGUGUCAAUAACAUACUAAAAAAUCAUGGAGAAUGGAAAAUAUAUAGAAGUGGAAAAACGUUUUCUCGUUUUGUAUGGACUUCCCUCUUAACGAAAAUAGCGCAGAGAAUUUCAGAAUGUCAUGACUUGACAUUGACAACUAGGGAUUUACGUACAGAAUGUCAUGACUUGACAUUGACUACUAGGUAUUUACUUAUUUAUCUUAUCAAUGCAAUAACUUAUAAGAGGAAAACUAAUUAAACAUUAGCUAAGUAAAUAAAUACCGAUUUACCGCGCAUCAGAUAACAAAUCGCUGGCCCAAUAUUACAGGGUUCUAUGUUACAUUUACAAGAUAGUAAAAUUCGACUUAAUGUCACUAUGACAAUGUUCAGUUCGAUAGAAAUGAAACAUAGAACCCUAUAUUGGUCCAGCGAAAUAACUCGUGUAAGGGGGGCUUCAAUAAGCUUUGGAGUAAUGAUGCAAUUUGUUACGCAGAAAUGUUGUAACUGUACAGUCAACUGUAAAACUGUGGGUGCAAACAACUUAUUCAAAAAUAUAUCCCAUAGUUUGCUGACAUAAGAGGGGACAUAUUUUUGAGUAAAAUGAGUGCUUGAGUGCACCCGUAUUUUUACACUUGACUGUACAUAAUUAAGCAUUAAUACACUUCCUGUAAUCCUUUUAUGAAACGAACGAAGUGAGUAAACUCACACUCGUAUUUUAAUGCGUUUAAUUAUGUAGCAGUUACAUAAACUACUAAGUAUAGUGAAUUUAAAUAUGUACUAUAAAAGGGUUAUGAAGUGAUUUAGGUAAUGUAACCAUGGCAACGAGUGACAAGAGAAAAUUGAUCCACCCAAAAGAUUAAUCUUUUUUUAAAUUCUAUACCUAGGUUUCUGAUAUUGUUUAAUGGGUCAUUCUACUCUCAUUCCCCUGGCUAUAAUUAUUCGCAAAUUCCCAAGUCAUUUCGAUGUUUUGGAGCCGUUGUAGAUGGAGCUUGGCGUGAGUUACACAGUCACCAAAAAUAAGAUGCCAAUAAAGCGAAAUUUAAUAGGUAAUUUGCGAAUAGGUAAUGCCAGGGGAAUGAGAUAUUUGUAGAAUGACCGUAAUGCAUUUCUACUGAGACCAAAUAUUAAUUUUAAAAUUACUUCAUACUGAAUGUUAUAUUAUAAUAUACUUAUCAACAUGAAAUGUUGUCAGCUUACAUACCAAUGUGAUUUAGACUGAAAAGGCUGUGAUUAAUUUAGCAUUUAGGCAAUGAAGUACAUAAAUAUAAAGCGAGAAACUUAACAGUUUUUUCA
Cydia splendana is the source of this 3817-nucleotide messenger RNA. Its product is annotated as alpha-(1,3)-fucosyltransferase C-like. Gene Ontology annotation, cellular component: membrane. The record is from RefSeq and is a predicted model, not a curated record. The transcript is spliced from 2 exons. NCBI's taxonomy places the organism in Eukaryota, Metazoa, Arthropoda, Insecta, Lepidoptera, Tortricidae. The coding region runs from base 116 to 1345 and encodes 409 amino acids. Gene Ontology annotation, molecular function: fucosyltransferase activity.